This is a messenger RNA of Macrosteles quadrilineatus (aster leafhopper), 1707 nucleotides long. RefSeq lists its product as uncharacterized. NCBI's taxonomy places the organism in Eukaryota, Metazoa, Arthropoda, Insecta, Hemiptera, Cicadellidae. Gene Ontology annotation, cellular component: cytosol. Gene Ontology annotation, molecular function: phosphomannomutase activity. The record is from RefSeq and is a predicted model, not a curated record. The coding region runs from base 144 to 887 and encodes 247 amino acids. Gene Ontology annotation, biological process: mannose metabolic process; protein N-linked glycosylation; GDP-mannose biosynthetic process. The transcript has 5 exons.
AGUUGUCUAAAGUCUAAACAAAACUGUCAAGUAAUCAAAUGCCGGGUUUACUAUCUCAAAAACUUCUGAAUACGUGUACAGUAGUCAUUAGAUGACAAUUAGUAAAGGCAACAUCCUCUUCUGUGAUUUUACAACAAAGGACAAUGGCCAGUGAAAAGAAAUUGCUUUGCUUAUUUGAUGUUGAUGGAACUUUGACUGCGCCAAGGAAGGUGAUUACUCCAGGUAUGCUGAAGUUCCUUACAGAAGAGGUUCAGUCAAGAUGUGCCGUGGGACUGGUAGGGGGUUCUGACGAAGGAAAGAUUGCUGAACAGAUGGGUGGCCAACAUGUUGUUGACAAGUUACACUACGUCUUCUCUGAAAAUGGUUUAGUGGGAAAGAAGGAGGGGGUGGAAAUAGCAAGAACAACAAUUCUAAGUUACAUGGGAGAAGAAAAACUUCAACAGUUCAUCAAUUUCGCUCUGAAAUGUCUGUCAGAAAUUACACUACCAGCAAAGAGAGGAACAUUCAUUGAGUUCCGAACAGGACUAAUAAAUGUUUGUCCAGUCGGUAGAUCUUGCAGCCAACAGGAAAGAGAUGAGUUUGGAGAGUAUGACAAUAAGCAUAAGAUAAGAGAACAACUGGUAGAAAAGUUCAAAAAACAAUUCCCUGAUAUGGGGCUUAACUAUGUUAUUGGUGGACAAAUUAGCAUUGACGUCUUUCCUAAGGGUUGGGACAAGACUUACUGCUUGAAGUUCUUGAGUGAGUUCGAUGAAAUCCACUUUUUUGGAGACAAAACUUCACCAGGUGGAAAUGAUUAUGAAAUCUGGGAUGAUUCCAGAACAGUUGGACACACUGUUACUAGUCCAGACGACACAAUGAAGCAGUUGAAAGAACUGUUUAAGAUAUAAAACUAUUGUUGGUUUGGAAUUUGGCUGACAAUAUGUUAAAUAAUUUAAAAAAGCGCUAUUUUCAGAUUCACCAGCAAUUUUCUUAGAGAGAAUAAAAAAAACAGUGACAAAUAGUAAAUUACUUUUAGAACAUCAAUAAGCAGUGGCGGACAUACCGUAAGGCACACAAGGCACGUGCCUAGUGCCAUAAAACAUAGGGGCGCCCGGCCGCGCAGGUGGCGGGCAACGGGUGGCAGGCGCGUGGUAUGAAAGCAACGUUUAAUUUAAGAACAUACUUUCAUAAUUCCUUAACAGUUUAAUUUUUGUAGUAAAACUGUUAAACAAUGAACAAUACUUUACAUUCCAGAUACAAAGAACAUUAAUGAUAAUUGACUAAUUGUUCACUAUUUUUGUAAUUAUAUAGUAUUACAAAUCCCACUAGGUUGGCCACUGUCAAUAAGUUGUCUUUUUAUUGGUAAACAAAAUACAUUUUAGUUGUGAGGACUAGUCAAGAGUCCACUAAAAGUUUAUUGGAGUUAUAGUAGAUCCAAUCCAAAAGUUACCUAGCCUAUUUUAACAUUAUGCCUAUGUAACCUAUGUAGCCUAUGUUGUGCACUGUCAUUCUACAGUUUUAUAAAGUCAAAGUCAAUUAAACAUAUGUUGAAACAGAUAAAACAUGAUUGUUGAUUAAGUUCAAUUAAUUAUGUUUUGUAGGAUGUGAUUCAGUUAAAUUUACACCUACUUAGAUUUUAAUUUGCAUUUGAAUAAAGACACAAAUGUUUUAUAAAUCCUAAAUGUUUUAUGUAUUUUUGGAAAUGUAACAUACAACUAUUUCCUGUAU